GCUCCCGUAGAAGUGAUCGGAACGGAUUGGUGUAGGGAACGGUUCCUGAGCUGCCGAGGUCGCUCUCCCCAAGUCCGGUCCCAAGGAAGACUGGGAACCACCUAGUGGUCCCGGAGUCUCCGGCCAGAGCAGCCCCAUAAGGGCUUCGUCCCGGAAGUCGUUUAGUUCAGGAGCGGAAACGGAAGCGAAUUACGAGAGCGCCUCGUGCGAUAGCUUUUGCCCGCUGAGCCGGGCUCGGCGGCAGGGCGUGAGAGGCUAGAGCCGGGGCAGGAGGAGAAGAAAGAGGAGGAGGAGGAGGAGGGAGCCGGCAGCCGGGGAUCGAUCAGUGCUGCUGGGUCUAGACCGGACGAACCCAGGCCCCAUGGCGGUCCGAGCCUCCUUUGAGAACAACUGCGAGAUCGGCUGCUUCGCCAAACUCACCAACACCUACUGCUUGGUGGCCAUCGGCGGCUCGGAGAACUUCUACAGUGUGUUUGAGGGCGAGCUUUCAGAGACCAUUCCAGUGGUACACGCUUCCAUCGCCGGCUGCAGGAUCAUUGGGCGCAUGUGUGUGGGAAAUCGACAUGGCCUUCUGGUACCCAACAAUACUACAGACCAGGAGCUGCAGCACAUCCGCAACAGUCUCCCAGACUCAGUACAGAUCCGUCGGGUGGAGGAGCGACUCUCAGCACUGGGCAAUGUUACCACCUGUAAUGACUAUGUAGCUCUUGUUCACCCCGACCUGGACAGGGAGACAGAAGAAAUUCUAGCUGAUGUACUCAAGGUUGAAGUCUUCAGACAGACAGUGGCUGACCAGGUGCUGGUAGGAAGCUACUGUGUUUUCAGCAAUCAGGGAGGGCUAGUGCACCCAAAGACUUCCAUUGAGGAUCAAGAUGAAUUGUCCUCUCUUCUCCAGGUUCCACUGGUGGCUGGUACUGUGAACCGGGGAAGUGAGGUGAUUGCAGCUGGGAUGGUGGUCAACGACUGGUGCGCCUUCUGUGGGCUGGACACAACUAGCACAGAGCUGUCAGUGGUAGAGAGUGUCUUCAAGCUUAAUGAAGCCCAACCCAGCACCAUUGCCACCAGCAUGAGGGAUUCCCUCAUUGACAGUUUAACCUGAGUGAUUGAUUACCUAUCGCGCCUGCUGCUUGGCCUCUUGAAUAAGCUCCAAUAUGGAUGGUGUAAGGCCCUGCAGAGAGAGUCUUAGCAUCUGUGAUUUGGGGCCUGGACCAUGGCUGGUGGGAGUACAUCAAAGCUUCCAAGACUGAUCUCCUAUAACUUCAUUUUUACUGUUUGGGGGGAAGGGGGGAAAAGGCCCUUAAAUGAGUUCACCUUGGCUCUUUGACCUCCACUGUCCUUCUAUCAUUAAAAGGCACACGAGCCCCUUGUCUAUA
Molecule: messenger RNA, 1373 nt
Organism: Dromiciops gliroides (monito del monte)
Lineage: Eukaryota; Metazoa; Chordata; Mammalia; Microbiotheria; Microbiotheriidae
Gene: EIF6
Product: eukaryotic translation initiation factor 6
Exons: 7
Coding region: 362-1099 (245 amino acids)
Biological process (GO): maturation of LSU-rRNA; maturation of 5.8S rRNA; ribosomal subunit export from nucleus
Cellular component (GO): preribosome, large subunit precursor; cytosol; nucleolus
Molecular function (GO): ribosomal large subunit binding
Source: RefSeq, a predicted model, not a curated record